This is a messenger RNA of Trypanosoma brucei brucei TREU927, 279 nucleotides long. RefSeq lists its product as hypothetical. Gene Ontology annotation, cellular component: mitochondrion. The coding region runs from base 1 to 279 and encodes 92 amino acids. Lineage: Eukaryota; Euglenozoa; Kinetoplastea; Trypanosomatida; Trypanosomatidae. The record is from RefSeq and is a predicted model, not a curated record. The transcript has a single exon. Gene Ontology annotation, biological process: mitochondrial respiratory chain complex IV assembly.
AUGAAUUCCUACUCGCGGCUCUUUAGUGGAGACCAAACCGCCUUGAAAUGGGUUGGUUGGAGGCGCCGUGUGGACAAACAACUUUUCUUUGGGAGCAUAUUAGUCGCAGCUGCUGUGUACGCCGGUGUGUACUACAGCGAGGAGGCGGAACGCAGUAGGCGGCACGCAUCAAUUGCAAAGGAUAUCGAGCGGGAGCGAUGGCGUGCCCUUGAGUUGGGCCUGGAGGAACCCACGGAUGAUGGGUUUGCUGACAAAUACAUUGGGCAAACGAGAACCUAA